UCGUUAUUAUUAAUAUAAUAUUAUAUGCCGCAUUUAGUCUCGUGUCUCUGCCAAUGGACCGCGCAAAUGGAUGUGCGCGUCCAGGAGGUAUAGUAACUAGUAGUUCGAAUUCGGUCGCGACACCAGGCGACAUCCAGGCGACACUGCUUCACACACACCAACACACACUGCCGUCUGCCGCUGGCGCGACGAUCAUGCGUGCAGCGCGCGACACGUGCUCGGUUCUCUUUUAUAAAGAGUCAACACGUUAAGCGAUAUAGAUUACGAAAAAAAUCUUUACAUGUUACGACAAUGGCAAAACUCAGUUCGUACUACACGCUGUGCCCACUCAUUGACCAGCAGAGUUUACUCGGCGUCGAGAAGGACAAGGAACCAGGCUGUGCGGUAGUGACUCUCGGUAGAAACAUAGUCAUACGAUAUAAGUUGCAAGAUCUAAAGCAGAUUAGGAGUUGGUCCAGUAAAGAAAGGUUGACGACCCAAGUUAUCUACGAUAGAUUCAAGCAGCGUUAUGCUGCUGCCUUUAACGAAAGAAAGAUCCGGGUUUGGUCGGAAGAGGAGACAGAUUUGAACAACGUGAAGGGAUACAAGUUUUCGUCCCCACUUUACGCUAUUCUGCCAUAUGGAGAUUUGUCGCCCAUUCUUGUCCAGCAAAACGGAGCCACGGCUUCUCUCGAUUGGGCUAUCGACAACAGGAAGACAUGGAUAAGCAAGGGUGUAAUUAAGGCUAAAGAGAAAUUGUUGGAUUGUCAGCUAAUACAUUUAAAUGGAAAGACGAGUUUGUUUUGCUUGACGAGAAUCGAAGAGGUUUAUAACUAUGUAGUAGUUGGAUUGGAGGACGAUACCUGUUUGGAGAAAGCGGAUACUAUCAGGAGGAUAGAAUUGAAACGAAAGUCAGAGGAUCUUACGGGACAUGUGGUGAUACACCACAAAAACGAUGCGUAUCUGUUGACUUUAUGGUCACACGGCAGAUUGUACAGUCACUUGUUGACGGCAGGGGUGUCUUCCGAUAUGGAAUCCUCCAACAGGCUGGUGAAUGUAAUUACAAAUAUCAAUACAAAAUAUCCCGUUGUCAUGACGCACCUGAACGAGACGACUGUAGCGAUUUAUGGUGCUGAUGUCGCGGACGAAGGGGCGAUACUCAUGAUAUACAAUGUACAAUUCAAAUCGGCGCAAGCGGUACAGAAGCUAAAACUUUAUACUAACGACGCCAAACUCUGGAAGGUGGAGGAUAAAUUAUUGCUCGCGGCAAACAGACAUUUGGCCGUCGCGCCCUACCACCUCGCGCCGCAAAGGAUAGCUGCCAUAUUGGGCUCGUCUUUACGCUUCAAGAACGACAAUGAUGGCAACGAUGCAGACGAUAUUGUUGUAAUACAGGAAGCGACAGUGGCUCAAUGGGAUAAGAACCGAACGUGCGCGAGAAACGCAUCGAUAGGUCGGAUACCUUUGAAUAUCUCGAAAAAGAUUUGCUCCUAUUUGAACGAGGGAUGGAGCGAUGCCGCGAUACAAGAAACAUUGAUCCCAUUAUUGAUGGAAUCUGGCGAUGUCGCAUCAAUCUGUUGGUGCCUCGAUACGUUUAAAGAUUUACCAGACAAGUUAUUGGUGGACCUUUUAGCGUUUAUCUUGAAAAGUUCAGACAAAGUGUUCGUUCCUCUGCAAAACGGCACAACCGAAAAUACACUGAAGGCCAGUAAUCAGCCUUAUCUAAGGGACAAUUUUCUCGAUAAAGUGUUUAGUAUCAGUUAUUCCAGUGUUUCCUUGUUACCUCACCUGAAAACCGGUUUAACUUUCGACCAAGUACUCAAAUUGUUGGAAUAUUUAAUGUGCAAAUUGAACGAGGAAACGGACUCGCUUGACGAUCAUUCGCAGCCGAACGACCAGCAGUUGUACGAAUGGUUCUGUGUGCUUCUCGAUUCGCACUAUCAACAUUAUUUAUUAUCGCAAGACACGCAUGUUUUGGAGCUUUUCAAUCGGCUGCAUUCUAUCCUAGAGGAACAUUUUCAGUUUCUGCAAACUCUUGUCAACUUGAGGCCUAUGAUAGACAGGACCAAUAAUGGAAAACCACUACGAUCCUCUUCGAGAAAACAUAAUAAGUUCUACUCUAUAGAGGAAAUAAAACUUUAUUAAAUUAAUAAGUGAAUGAAAAACACACGUCUAGCUUCAUAGCUAUGUAUUUAUACGUUACUUUUAUGCAAAAGAUGAAUUGGAUUAGAUAGAUGAAAAUUA
Messenger RNA from Wasmannia auropunctata (little fire ant), 2223 nucleotides. RefSeq names its product nucleolar protein 11. Lineage: Eukaryota; Metazoa; Arthropoda; Insecta; Hymenoptera; Formicidae. Gene Ontology annotation, molecular function: RNA binding. The transcript has 4 exons. Bases 292 to 2124 code for a protein of 610 amino acids. The record is from RefSeq and is a predicted model, not a curated record. Gene Ontology annotation, cellular component: nucleus; nucleolus. Gene Ontology annotation, biological process: maturation of SSU-rRNA.